This is a messenger RNA of Menidia menidia (Atlantic silverside), 1759 nucleotides long. The record is from the annotation of a GenBank genome assembly. NCBI's taxonomy places the organism in Eukaryota, Metazoa, Chordata, Actinopteri, Atheriniformes, Atherinopsidae.
UUGCUCUUGUAAAGCAUCAGCUUUUUUUGGGAGGUAUAGGCAGUCAGGUGGAGCCGUCCCAAAGUCCAGCCGGCUGUAUGCGUUUUGGCCUCCGAAACCCCACAGUUAAGCCGCCCUCAUCUGUGAGAUCGCUCAGAUAGCUUUGCUUCAGACUGCGAACAUGGAGGAUUCAUCGGAGCAGUCCCAUUGGGCGUCUCCCGCUCUGCUCAGUUCGGACCCUCUGGCCGCGUUCACCUCUGACCCCGGCCUGCUGCCCGCGGGAGACGAGGGCGAGGCCUUCUUCUCCGGCCAGGACCCCGACUACGCCAGUCUGCCCUCGUUUUUCCACAACCCGAGCCACAGUCGGGCUCCACCCACCUACAGACACAGCUCAGUCCGGCAGGUGUUCGGCUCCCCGGGCCUCUUCAGCAACCUCCAGCUCCUGGACGGGCCCACCACCCACUCCCUGAGCUCGGCCUACAGCCCCAGCGUGUCCACCUGGAGCGGCAGCCCCCUUUCCAAAACGCUCUCCCACACCCCGACCUCGCUCUACACCCCCGUGGUCACCUCCUCGUUCACCGCCGCCGGGGAGGGCCGGGAGAGCCCCCGGCUCCAGGAGGCCCUCAAAGCGGAGCGCCUGAGCCCGCUGAGCGGCUCCGGGGCCGGCGGCAGCUUCCUGAACCUGACCCCGGCCACGGGGAGCAUGUACACGCCGUCCCCCCACUCCCACCCGCACAUGCUCAGCCCCUACGGCUCCUACAUGAGCGGGCCGCAGGACUACGGCUCGGCGGCGCUCUACUCCGGCGCCGGAGGCUGGAUCAGCCCCUCAUAUUCUCCCAAACUCCGCAACAAGAUGAGGGCCACCACUCCAGAGUGCGUGAACUGCGGAGCCACGGCGACGCCGCUGUGGCGCCGGGACGGAACGGGCCACUACCUGUGCAACGCCUGUGGGCUCUACCACAAGAUGAACGGCCAAAACAGACCUCUGAUCCGGCCCAAGAAGAGACUGAUCGUCAGCAAGCGUGCGGGUACCCUGUGCGCCAACUGUCACACCAGCACCACCACCCUGUGGAGACGCAAUGCCAACGGAGAGCCAGUGUGCAACGCCUGUGGACUCUACUUUAAACUGCACAACGUCAAUCGGCCUCUCACCAUGAAGAAGGAAGGCAUUCAAACGCGCAACAGAAAAGUCUCCAACAAGAACAAGAAGAGCAAGAAGGCGGCCAUGUUGGAGUCCUACUCGGACAUGGGUCAGGCCCCCUCGCUGGACGACGCUGGGCCCUUUUCCCUCGGCCCCGGGGCCCUGCUGACCUACGGCCACACGCCGCACCUCAUCCCCACGCCGUCCAGCGGCCUACCAUACCCACACCACCUGAACACUGGCAUCGUGCCCACGCUGGUGUAGCUGGAUUUCCGGCGGGAAAAUCGGCGGGAUUUUUUUUGUCUUCGUCGUUUCGGAUGAUGGACGGAUGUUAUGCGAACGGAGAUUUAUUUUCACUGUAUCUUAUCAGACGGAAUUACGUAAACAUUUUUGUUGUUUUGCGAAAUGGCAGAUAAAAUCAGUGAGCUCACCAUGCUUGUAUACACACUGAUAAGGGGGCGAUCUUUCAGCUGUAAAUACAUAAAGAUGUAUCUGAUUUGAUGGCUGAAUGUGAAUUUUCAAAUUCCUUUUUUUUUUUUUGUCAUUGGUGAUGUGAAAUUUUUACAUCAGUUAUGUGUUUUUGUGGGUUUCUGUAAUGUAUUUGCAUACCUGAUGGUGGAGAAAAUAAAAAAAAAAUUU